AUGGCGUCUAACCCUCAAACCCUCAAACUUCUUCAUUCGUGGAAACAAAGCACCAGUUUUUCUGGUGAUACUCUUGAAUGCGUCCUGGUAGAUCAAACUGGAGCUAAAAUCCAAGCAUCAUGCAAGAGAUCUCAAAUGAAUCGUGUACAGCGUUACCUACCUGUUGGUGAAUGGAAGGUCGUUGACACCGUUAAAAUAACUGGGGCAGGAGGUCAAUAUCGACCUACAAAGCAACAGUACAAGAUGACGAUCUUAGGAGACACAUCAAUAACCCCUUCUGAUUAUCGUAAUGAUAAUCAAUUCCUUGAUCUGGCUAACUACCAGGAGAUUGUUAAUGGAAAGCUAAAACCCAAUUUCCUUAUUGAUAUCAUGGGACAAGUAACUGAUCUUGGAGCAGUAGCUACCGUCCAAGCUAAGGGGAAUGACACAAAAAGAGUUCAUUUCCGUUUACGUGAUUUAAGUGGUCAAGAGGUGGCGUGUUGCUUAUGGGGAAAAUAUGCCGAGCAGAUUGAAACACAUAUGGAAGAAACUAAUGAUGAAACUCUUAUAUGCUUGAUAAGAUUUGCAAAAAUCAGCGAGUUCAGAGGAGAAGUGCAAAUCACCAACGCGUUUGAUGCUUCACUUGUGUGUCUGAACCCAACAAUGGAGGAAGCUAUUGAUUUUAGACAGAAGUUCAAGCUUCAUUUGAUCGUCAAAGAUGACACUGAGACAUGCAGAUUAUUGCUUCUUGAUACUGUUGGGAGAACGAUUAUUGGUAGCAAAGCUGUUGAACUUUGGGAUGAUUGA
Brassica napus (rape) is the source of this 786-nucleotide messenger RNA. Its product is annotated as replication protein A 70 kDa DNA-binding subunit A-like. The transcript has 7 exons. The record is from RefSeq and is a predicted model, not a curated record. The coding region runs from base 1 to 786 and encodes 261 amino acids. Lineage: Eukaryota; Viridiplantae; Streptophyta; Magnoliopsida; Brassicales; Brassicaceae.